This is a messenger RNA of Prosopis cineraria, 1664 nucleotides long. RefSeq names its product aluminum-activated malate transporter 2-like. The transcript has 6 exons. Lineage: Eukaryota; Viridiplantae; Streptophyta; Magnoliopsida; Fabales; Fabaceae. Gene Ontology annotation, biological process: malate transport. Gene Ontology annotation, cellular component: plant-type vacuole membrane. The coding region runs from base 127 to 1557 and encodes 476 amino acids. The record is from RefSeq and is a predicted model, not a curated record.
UAUGCAUCUAUCUAUAAAUAAAUAGAAGGUCCUACAAGGCCUCAUUAAGCACUAUCAACCACCAUAUCAUUUUUCUCUGUGCAUGCAUUAGUAUUCUUACUUCGCAGAUUUACCCAACAGUUUUUUAUGCAGAUGAGUUCUUCAAACCAACACACAUCGUCAGGGCUAAUAGCUCGUGGAUGGGUGAAGGUUAAGGCUAUGCCUAAGGGUUUGAAGGAGAAGGUGUUCAAUUUUUACAGGACAGCCAAAGAGAUACAGCAAGAUGACCCAAGAAGAGUCAUUCAUGCCCUCAAAGUAGGACUUACACUCACUCUGGUGUCUCUAUUCUACUAUCAUCAGCCCCUAUAUGACAGUUUUGGUCUCUCUGCAAUGUGGGCCGUUAUGACCGUAGUUGUUGUCUUUGAGUACUCUGUGGGAGCUACUCUGGGAAAAGGUUUGAACAGGGGAUUAGCGACACUACUUGCUGGUGCUCUUGGCGUUGGAGCUCAUUACUUAGCCGACCUAUCUGGACAGACAAUAGAACCCAUCUUGAUUGGCUUCUUUGUGUUUCUUCAAGCUGCAAUAGCAACAUUUAUAAGAUUUUUCCCCAAAAUCAAAGCAAGAUAUGAUUAUGGGCUGCUCAUAUUCAUCUUGACAUUCUCGUUGAUAUCUGUAUCUGGUUUUCGAGAGGAUGAAAUAAUAGAGAUGGCACACAAGAGACUCUCCACCAUUUUCAUUGGGGGAUCUGCAUGUGUCAUGAUAUCCAUUUUUGUUUGUCCUGUAUGGGCCGGUGAAGAACUCCACAGCUUGAUUGCCCUCAACUUGGAAAGCCUUGCCAACUUCUUACAAGCAUUUGAAGACGAGUAUUUUAGAACAUCGAAGGAAGGAGAGUCUAAAGAUGUCAUGACUGCCUUGCUGGAGGGGUAUAAAACUGUCCUCAAUUCAAAGAGUACAGAAGAGUCAUUGGCUAAUUUUGCAAGAUGGGAACCACGUCAUGGGAGGUUCCAAUUUCGUCAUCCAUGGGACAAAUACCUUAAAAUUGGAACUCUCACCCGCCAAUGUGCCUAUCGAAUGGAAGCUCUAAAUGCUCAACUGAACUCUAAUCUCCAAGCAUCAGCAGAGAUUAGGAGUAUAAUCCAGGAGGUGUGUUCAGAAAUGAGUUUGGAAUCAGGGAAAGCUCUAAAGGAGCUAGGGAUGGCAAUGAGCACGAUGAGAAAGCCAUGCUUUGUAGAUAUCCAUAUAGCCAACUCAAAAUCCGCCGCCAAAAGCCUCAAUUCAUUGCUCCAAUCAAGCUUGUGGAAAGAAAUAGAUCUUUUAUCGAUCCUACCAGCGGGCACUGUGGCUUCCUUGCUAUGUGAUAUUAUUGCUUGCAUUGAGGAAAUUGCAGCUGUUGUGAAUGAACUUCCCUCACUCACGAACUUUGAAACUAUAGACACAACUAAAUCCCCAAGCAAAAUUCAGUCUACUCCACAUAGUGAUAGUAACUCUGAUGUGGUGAUUUUGGUUGAAGACUUGACUAUAUCUGAUUUACCGAAAUCUAAAUCUUUGUCUGAUCAACAUAACACUAAUAGAGUGUGAUCUACACAUUUAUAUAUAGACGUUAUUUCACUAAAGCGAUCCAUCCUUAACAUUAGAUCAUAACUUAUCAUAUAACAUAAAGUUAAGUUGUAGUACGAUUCAUUUAA